This is a messenger RNA of Linum trigynum, 2012 nucleotides long. NCBI's taxonomy places the organism in Eukaryota, Viridiplantae, Streptophyta, Magnoliopsida, Malpighiales, Linaceae. The record is from the annotation of a GenBank genome assembly.
CCCGCAUUUAUCAAAACAUUAUUGUCCCUCCUAAAUACACAAGACAAGUUCUCCUAUCCAAUGACAACAUAUACAGAGGAUAAAAGCACAACACGCAUAAGAAUCAGAACAUUAACAACCGCUUGGGCAUCAAAGAGAAUCAUUUGCCCAGAUUCAGCACUUGAAACUGAUACUCGGCGGAAAGUGUCAGUCUCUACUCUCUGAAACCUCCAAGACUUCGCUGUGAUUGAGCUUUACCCUUUGAAACAUGGAAACCCCAAUUCCUUCCGCAGCAGCAGCCAUGGGAAUCAAACCCAAUUCAGCAGGAGCAGCCCAUGAAAAUGGUAACCAAAAACAGCAUCCCAAAUUCGCCCUCCCGGUGGACACAGAGCACAAGGCCACGAAAUUCCCACUCUACAAUUUCUCCGCACCACACAUGCGGGCCUUCUAUCUCUCCUGGGUAUCCUUCUUCGCCUGCUUCGUCUCCACUUUCGCCGCGCCUCCUUUACUCCCAAUCAUCCGGGACAAUCUCGACCUCACCGCCACCGAAAUCGAGUACGCCGGCAUCGCCUCCGUCACCGGCGCCGUCGUCGCUCGCAUCGCAAUGGGUGCCGCCUGCGACACGGUGGGGCCCCGGCUCGCCUCGGCUUCCCUCGUCCUGAUCACAGCUCCGGCGGUGUUCUUCACUCCCACGGUUUCCUCCCCUGUUUCGUUCGUCCUCGUCAGGUUCCUCACCGGCUGCUCCCUCGCCACUUUCGUCUCAACCCAGUACUGGAUGAGCUCCAUGUUCUCUCCCCCGGUCGUCGGAACGGCCAACGGGGUCGCCGCCGGGUGGGGAAACCUCGGCGGCGGAGCCACCCAGCUCGUCAUGCCCUUCGCCGUAACCCUAAUCCGCCGCUCCACUGGGGCGGCCAAAUUCACCGCCUGGAGGAUUGCUUUCUACGUCCCUGGUAUGUUCCAGAUGAUGACGGCCUUCGCCGUCUUGAUCUUCGGCCAGGACUUGCCCGAUGGGAAUUUCCGGCGGGUGGAGAAUUCAGGGGACCAAAUCCCCCAAAUCCUGUUCCAUGGAGUUAGGAAUUACAGGGGGUGGAUUCUGGCUCUGACUUAUGGGUACUGCUUCGGGGUGGAAUUGACGAUGGAUAAUGUGAUUGCCGAGUAUUUCUACGACCGAUUCAAUUUGGAGCUCCAAACCGCCGGAAUGAUUGCGGCGAGCUUUGGAUUGGCGAAUUUAAUUUCCCGGCCAGGGGGAGGGCGGCUGUCCGAUGAGGUGGCGAAGAGGUUUGGGAUGAGGAGAAGGCUGUGGACUCUAUGGCUCGUUCAGACUUUAGGCGGCGGUCUUUGUGUAAUUUUGGGUCGGGUCAAUUCAUUGGGAGGCUCCAUUGUUGUCAUGAUCCUCUUCUCGUUCUUCUGCCAAGCUGCUUGUGGCCUAACCUUUGGAGUCGUGCCCUUUGUCUCCAGAAAGUCGUUAGGGUUAAUCUCGGGCAUGACAGGAGGAGGAGGGAACGUGGGGGCGGUGAUAACUCAACUGGCAUUCUUCAAAGGGUCAAAAUAUUCCAAGGAGACUGGAAUCACAUACAUGGGAAUUAUGAUCAUUUGUUGUACUCUCCCUCUAUGUUUGAUCAACUUCCCGCAGUGGGGUGGUAUGUUAUCGUCCUGUCGAAGCAACCCAUCCUCAUCGUCGUCAUCAUCUGCCACCGAAGAGGAUUACUACUUGGCUGAAUGGAGCUCACAGGAGAAGGAGAGAGGCAUGCAUCAGGCUAGCUUGAAGUUUGCUGAAAAUAGCAGGAAGGAGCGAGGGAAAAGAUCGGCUUGUAAUACUGCACCGGUUAACGACACAUCCUCGUCGUCGCCAGCAGCAUUCGCGGCCUGAAUGAAUGCUUGUCGUUUAACAUGGCGUUGUAGAUUGUACUAUCUGAUGUGUGAAGCUAUCCAUGAAUGAAUGUUUUUUUUCUUUUUCUUUUGUGUAUUCUUCUAGUGAUGUACCAUGUUAGCGUUGCUCUAUGUGAGAUUUCUAAUGAAGUAGUGUUGUACCA